GUCGGUAGAGGCAGAAGGGGAAGGUUGGUCGGGACGCUGAGGUGGCCUGCUGCUGUCUCGUCGGUGCUCGUGGGCUUCGCUCGUUCCGUGCCUCGUCGCUCCCUGGAAGGGGAGGGGGCUUCGACGCCGAGCAGGAACCGCCGCCGCCGUAGUCCCGGGUUCGAAGUCGCUAAGACUUCUCUCAAACUUGUGUGCUGAGGAGACUCAGAUGUUGGCCUCAGCUCCUAGGCUGAACUCAGCAGAUCGGCCCAUGAAAACUUCUGUAUUGAGACAAAGGAAAGGAUCUAUCAGAAAGCAACAUCUAUUAUCCUGGGCGUGGCAGCAAGGAAGAGGACAGGUGGUGGAAAUCCUGCAAUCUGAAAAGCAGACUGAAAGGUGACAAAGAAGCUGAAGAUGGGUGGUGGAGAGAGGUAUAACAUUCCAGCCCCUCAGUCUAGAAAUGUUAGUAAGAACCAACAACAGCUUAGUAGACAGAAGACCAAGGAUCAGAAUUCCCAGAUGAAGAUUGUUCAUAAGAAAAAGGAAAGAGGACAUACUUAUAAUUCAUCAGCAGCUGCAUGGCAGGCCAUGCAAAGUGGGGGGAAGAACAAAAAUUUUCCAAAUAAUCAAAACUGGAACUCUAGCUUAUCAAGUCCCACCUUACUUUUUAAGUCUCAAACUAAUCAGAACUAUGCUGGAGCCAAAUUUAGUGAGCCACCAUCACCAAGUGUUCUUCCUAAACCACCAAGCCACUGGGUUCCUGUUUCUUUUAACCCUUCUGAUAAAGAAAUAAUGACAUUUCAACUUAAAACCUUACUUAAAGUACAGGUGUAAAAUGAGAUAAAGUAUUAAUGUGUUUAAAUUUAGUCAUAUUUAAGGAUAAUUGGCAAUUGUCUCAGACCAAAUUCACUAGGGAAUUGAAUCUGUAAAACUGCUAAUUAAUGUAGAAAAUAUAAUCAGACUUAACUGCUUUGUGUGUUAUGUGCACUGUGAUGGUAGAAUCAGUGCAACUUAAA
Molecule: messenger RNA, 995 nt
Organism: Lipotes vexillifer (Yangtze River dolphin)
Lineage: Eukaryota; Metazoa; Chordata; Mammalia; Artiodactyla; Lipotidae
Gene: PNRC2
Product: proline rich nuclear receptor coactivator 2
Exons: 3
Coding region: 394-813 (139 amino acids)
Source: RefSeq, a predicted model, not a curated record